AUAUAACAAAUGGGUAAUUGCUGUGAUGUUAAACAGAAAAAAAAUUCUCCUAAAAUUAAUAGUGUGCCCUAAGUGGCUGAAAUUCUCUCAGAAUCAGAAAUUAAAGAAUAAUCAUUAAAAUUCAAGGAAAUGGGAAAUCAUUAUAUGCAGUAAAAAUUAUUUAAGGAAGCUAUCAUUGCAUAUACAUAGGCAAUAGUACUAUAUUUGAUAAAAUGAUAGAAUUUAUAUAAUAAAGAAUCUAUAUAUUAUUCAAAUCGUGCUGUUGCCUAUCGAACUGUCUAAGAUUAUGAUAAUGUCAAAAAAGAUGCUAUUCAAGCUUUAUAAUUAGAUAAUAAAAAUGUUCGUGCUUAUUUUGUUUUGGGAACAGUCCAUUUAAUUUUGGGAUAAUAAGAUAAAUGCUUAGAUUAGGCCAAUGAGGGUGUUAAUUUUUUAUUUUAAGGUACUUAGUAAUUUAAUAAUGAAGCUUAAAAGCAUAUUGAUUUAAAACCAUAAUUGAAAGAAAGUGUGGAUUAUAAUCAUUCGCAAGGACUAAUUUUAAAAGCUAAGCUGGAAAAGUCCGAAAAUUAUAAGGGUAAUUAAUUGUAAUAUAUUUAGAAUUCUUAAAAUUAAAAGAUAGUUUAAAUUCGUAUUAUGGCAAAACAAUAAAUUUAAAUAAAUUAUAAUAUUUAGGAACAAAAGAAUAAUAUAUACCUACAUCUAUAGAAUGUUAUACAUGUAUAAUAACUCAAGAUUUAAUGUUGGAACCUAUCUUAUUGAGUAGUGGACACACUUAUGAAAAAUGUUCUAUAAGUGAAUGUGUAAGAGUUAAUGGACCAUUCGAUCCAUCAACAAGAUAAAUAAUUCAGAGUAAUUUCAUUCCAAAUAUUUAAUUAAAAAAUGCAAUAGUUGAUUAUUAAAAUAAUACUCUUGAAUUCUAAUGA
Messenger RNA from Paramecium sonneborni, 920 nucleotides. Lineage: Eukaryota; Ciliophora; Oligohymenophorea; Peniculida; Parameciidae. The record is from the annotation of a GenBank genome assembly.